AUGUUCGAGCUGUUGGGGCCGGUGCGCGACUUGUUGGCCGGUCAGCAUCAGCAGCAGCAGCAGCAGCAACAGCAACAGGCGGCCGCCAAUCGGCCCUACCCACUGCGCAUCGACAACGUCAGCUUCAGACUGCACACGCAGCUGAGCUUCGCCCUUCUGGCCUGCUGCGCGGCCCUCGUCAGCGCCAAGCAGUUUUUCGGCGAGCCGAUCGUCUGCAUCAACCACUCCGGACUCGAAACAGAGUCGGUCAACAUCUACUGCUGGAUCUACGGCACGUUCACGGUCAAGCGGCACCUGCGAGGCGUAACGGGACGACAGGUCGCCGCUCCAGGCGUGGCUCAAGCCUCCGAUGGCGACGAGAUAUACCAGCACAAAUAUUACCAAUGGGUGUGCCUGGUGCUGCUGCUGCAAGGCCUGGCCUACUACGUGUCGGGGGCCCUGUGGCGCGCAUGGGAGGCCGGCCUCAUGUGCCAACUGAGCAACGAGCUGGAGGUCAAGUCGCGCGUCUGCGCCUACUUCGCCGAGGCCCGACUCAGCAGGGCCCACGAGCUCUACGCCCUGCGCUUCGCCAGCUGCGAGCUGCUCAACUUCCUGCUGACCCUCGGCCAGUUCUGCCUGCUGGACAAGUUCCUCGAGGGCCGCUUCGCCAGCUACGGCCUCGACGCCCUGAGCUUCCUCCUGUCGCAGCCCGAGGCGAGCUCCCUGCGCCAGCGCUACCAGCCGAGCUCGCGAGUCGACCCGAUGGCCCGGCUCUUUCCCAAACUGGCCAAGUGCACUCUGCACACUUUCGGCUCGACGGGCUCGAGCCAAGUGCACGACGCCCUCUGCGUUCUCUCGCUCAACGUCGUCAACGAAAAGGUCUUCGUGUUCGUCUGGUUCUGGAUGGUCUUCCUCUUUGUCGUCGGCUCUUUCGCGCUUAUCUACAGAGUCGUCGUACUGACGCAGAGGUGGGCGAGAAUUUUGUUGUUGAGGGCGAGCACGCGCGGCAGUUUGCCCAAGUCGUUGGCGCACCGCCUGACCGUCGGCUCGAGCUACGGCGAGUGGUUCGUCCUGCGCCGACUCUCCAUGAACGUCAGUUUGGCCGUCUAUCGACGAUUGCUCCUCGAUCUCGCUGAGCACUACGAAGCUGACCAUCGUACUCACAAGCAUAUCUCUUAG
Trichogramma pretiosum is the source of this 1158-nucleotide messenger RNA. RefSeq names its product innexin inx2-like. The transcript is spliced from 5 exons. The coding region runs from base 1 to 1158 and encodes 385 amino acids. Gene Ontology annotation, biological process: phototransduction. NCBI's taxonomy places the organism in Eukaryota, Metazoa, Arthropoda, Insecta, Hymenoptera, Trichogrammatidae. Gene Ontology annotation, molecular function: gap junction channel activity. The record is from RefSeq and is a predicted model, not a curated record. Gene Ontology annotation, cellular component: plasma membrane; gap junction.